Tupaia belangeri chinensis (Chinese tree shrew) is the source of this 1614-nucleotide messenger RNA. RefSeq names its product noelin-2. NCBI's taxonomy places the organism in Eukaryota, Metazoa, Chordata, Mammalia, Scandentia, Tupaiidae. The record is from RefSeq and is a predicted model, not a curated record. Gene Ontology annotation, biological process: signal transduction. The transcript is spliced from 4 exons. The coding region runs from base 51 to 1181 and encodes 376 amino acids.
CUCGCCCGCCCCAUGCGUCCCGUCCCCAGGUCCAGAACGUCUCCCAGUCCAUGGAGGUGCUUGAACUGCGGACCUAUCGGGACCUCCAGUAUGUGCGCGGCAUGGAGACCCUCAUGCGGAGCCUGGACGCGCGGCUCCGGGCAGCGGAUGGGUCCGUCUCGGCCAAGAGCUUCCAGGAGCUGAAGGACAGGAUGACCGAGCUGUCACCCCUGAGCUCCGUCCUGGAGCAGUACAAGGCGGACACGCGGACCAUCCUGCGCCUGCGGGAGGAGGUGAGGAAUCUCUCCGGCAGCCUGGCGGCCAUCCAGGAGGAGAUGGGCGCCUACGGGUACGAGGACCUGCAGCAGCGGGUGAUGGCUCUCGAGGCCCGCCUCCACGCCUGUGCGCAGAAGCUGGGCUGCGGGAAGCUGACCGGGGUCAGUAACCCCAUCACCAUCCGGGCCAUGGGGUCCCGCUUUGGCUCCUGGAUGACCGACACCAUGGCUCCCAGUGCGGACAACCGGGUCUGGUACAUGGACGGCUACUACAAGGGCCGGCGCGUCCUGGAGUUCCGCACGCUGGGGGACUUCAUCAAAGGCCAGAACUUUAUCCAGCACCUGCUGCCGCAGCCGUGGGCGGGCACGGGCCACGUGGUGUACAACGGCUCCCUGUUCUACAACAAGUACCAGAGCAACGUGGUGGUGAAGUACCACUUCCGCUCGCGCUCCGUGCUGGUGCAGCGAAGCCUGCCCGGGGCCGGCUACAACAACACCUUCCCUUACUCGUGGGGCGGCUUCUCCGACAUGGACUUCAUGGUGGACGAGAGCGGGCUCUGGGCCGUCUACACCACCAACCAGAACGCGGGCAACAUCGUGGUCAGCCGGCUGGACCCGCACACCCUGGAGGUGGUGCGGUCGUGGGACACGGGCUACCCCAAGCGCAGCGCGGGCGAGGCCUUCAUGAUCUGCGGCGUGCUCUAUGUCACCAACUCCCACCUGGCCGGGGCCAAGGUCUACUUUGCCUAUUUCACCAACACGUCCAGUUACGAGUACACGGACGUGCCCUUCCACAAUCAGUACUCGCACAUCUCCAUGCUGGAUUACAACCCCCGAGAGCGGGCCCUGUACACCUGGAACAACGGGCACCAGGUGCUCUAUAAUGUCACCCUCUUCCACGUCAUCAGCACUGCCGGGGACCCCUAGGCCAGCCUCCGCAGCUCGGGCUGCUAGGAGAGGGCCGCUGGGCAUCCUGCCCCCCCUGCCUGUGUCCCUCCCGAGUUUCUUCUUUCUGUCUUUGUCGCAUCCGUCUGCUCUCCCCGCUCCGUUGGGCCCCACGUUCAUUUCCAUCAAUGCAUUGUCACGUCUUGAUGGCUCUCUGCCUUUUCUAUGACUGUCCCUCUGUGUCUCUUCUUUCUACCGAUCUCUCUGGGUCUCGUUCCCUGUCUCUGCCUCUCUUUGUCUCUCUCGAUAGCCCCUCCCACCCCUUCCCUUUCUCUUCACUUCCCUUCCAGUUCCUGAUCCCUCACGCCUCACUUGCACCCCCAGGAGUUGAGUGCAUGGACUGGGUUCUUUGUUUUUUUUUUUUUUUUUUUUUUAAUCGACACGUUUUUUUCUUUCCGGGGUGAGCCGGAAUAAA